ACACGCGAAAAACUACUUUUUCAUGUGCCAGACAUGUUGCGGACCCCACACCAACUCGUUCCCGGCAGCCACUGAGCCUUGUGAGCUAGCGACGCGUCGCGUGUCUCAGGGUACCGGAGAACAAGCUAGGGGUUUCUGAUGGUACCGUAACCGCCCCAUGAGCGCCGGGUACGGUCGGCAGAGUCUUUCCCACCUGUUCAAAGGUGAAGACCAUCUUCAAAUUCCCCGCCACGGACAAGCUACAGUACGAGCGGCAGUCGUUUGUCUCCGACAUCCUUUGUUCAGGCUUCAAUCGAAUUUGUUUAUAAGCUGCAGUUCCUGCAGACUUGCUGACGUUUGCCUCGAGUUCAUUUCAGACACCGGAUGCGAAGCACUCUCGUCUCUGUAUAGUGAACAUUCGCGUGAACGUCGUUCUUUCAGAGACGUGUUAGCGCUCACUUGCCUUGGAUGUUAGACUUACCCAGAACGCCUUCUCCAAGGGAAGUCUCUUCUGCAUUCGCGAACAGUGACGACCGGGCUCCUGCAGCGAGGACUCUUUCGGUCACGAGGUUCACAGGGCGUCAACGGAAGCACUUUGUUGCCUCCGCUCAGCACGAAGUGGGCCAGGGCGAUUCGGCCGCGUGCUGUUCGUUCACUUCUCUGGUCUGCUGCAGUUUGUGAAUGGCAUAUCGUGAUGGAAGUCAGACACCGUUCUGUCCAGUUAUUCUGGGUGGUCGGGUUGCUGGGGUUUUUGAUUUAUGUAGUGUCACUUCAUGGUUCCCCGGUGAAUGCCGCGGUUGUUGCCGAAUCAGAAAGUGAGGCUGGAGACACUGCCCUUGUGCUUCAUGACACUGAAGUCAUGAGCUCUGGCGGUACCUCCAGACCCCAGAAAUUGGUGAAAAGAGUGCAAGGGUUUCUUCGGCGCUAUUCGGCUCCUAUCCGAGUUACCGUGUCGGCCAUUAUUAUUUUCCUCCUAGGGUAUUACGCUUUCCAGUACGGCCUCCGGAGGCGUCCUCAGGAUGGUUCUCGGCGGGGGCGUCAACCCCCCGAUGAGGAUAGACAAAGAGGCAGCUCGCCGGAGACUGCUCCUGAGCGAGGAACGGGGGAAAGCGAUUCUUCGGGUAGUCGGAGUCCCGAAAGAUUUCCUCUGGGCUCACCUCCUGCUUCACCAGACCAAGCCGACGAUGGCGAUGGGUCCAAGAAAUAUAGGGUGGACGCAUCCUCUCUUUUGGGGACCAGAAGUGACUUGACCCGUCCAUCGGGUAGUAGUGACGAAGCAAGCCAAGUACACGGCCGUCAAGGCUUGGAUGUUUCGGCCUCCAGAUCACCACCUUCUCCAGCAUCUGGGGGGAAACCCGUAGAGGGGCCUUUACAUUCCACACCUGCAACGGGGAGUCCUUCAGAGACUGUCCUUGUACCAGCAGACACACAAAGUCCGUGCUGCGGCGCAAAGGGCUCGCUUCCAAAGGAAACAUCCCCGACAAGAGACAUCGGAACACACGUUCCCGGAAAACGUUCGCCGCCAUCACCGUCCCCACUGCAAGGCCCGCGUCUUGCUUCAUUUUUCGUGGGCUCUGAAAGCGGGCCAGAGGGUGACGUCGUCAUAAUCCACUCAGGUGGGCCUUCUUCGUCGUCAGGCAGCAGCGGCUUGGGCGACAGCUCAGUUUCACCGUCAGAUGGUGACUCACCGACGCCAAGCGCUCCUGCACGAGGCAUGCAGCAAGAGGGACCUGUGGGGGGCAGCAGCUCACCGGAGCAAGGAGGGAGGCAGGCACAGGCACCCAUUAGUACCACUACUGCUUCCUCCCCACAAACAGGGGUGCCUCCAGGGAAAGCAGCGCCGACAUCCAGAAGCGAUGGCAAGCCGCCGCCAGGGCGAACGGGCGUCGAUAAGGUCGGAGGGCCUUCUCGUGGAAGGGGGUCGCCUUCGCGUAGCCCGGGUACCCGGUUGAGCCUUUCAAAGACCCCACGGGGACCAGUUGCCUCACCGACAGGGGGGCUACGAGGAAGGGGUGGCAGCCAUGCAGCAUCGGCUGGACGAGGGCCGUUACCAGGUCCUCCCGGGAAACCGGAGCAGCGUCCAGGAGUUCUUGGCCCACGGACGAAGCCCUUCACACCAAAACCUUCGUGGGUGCCACCAUACGGAACACCAUCAUCCCGGCGUGUAGGAAGUCGUACUCGGGAACCGCCACAAAGUCAAGAACAGCAUCCGCAGGCCCCGUCUGGCGAGGGGACGCGUGACUUAGACGGUAGAGACCAAGACGACAGCAGGUGAUCGCCGUCACCCUUUCCGCUCGAAAGGGCGGGAGAGCAUGUUUGCAGCUGUAACGUGACGCCGGCUCAGCAACAGAAGGUUUGCACCAGCCCUUGCUGAACAUGGAAGAGUAUCUGAAUCUUUGUUUCCUCUUACGUGAACUGGAAGCAUGUGUGGAUGUUCCUCCACGCUUUAGGCACGUGUAAACGGCGGUGUGUUGUUGUAGGUCCCAGCAUUAGGGAUGCUACAGCUGAGCAGAUAGGCACGGAAGGACCCCAAAACUGUAGUUCCGACAGCGGCUCCAGACUGUGACUCUUUAUUCCUGCUAGAGCGGGUUUGAACUCGUGACUGCUGUGUUGGAAAAGGUACCGGUUGGAGGAAGCCAGUCAGUGCUUUGACGCGAGGAGCCACCGGCCGACAGGUUGUAACAUCGUUGAAAGUCAGACUACGCUCUUCACCGUUUUUUCAUAUAAAAUCCAAGUGAAUUCCUAGCAAUUCGCCGAAGGGGUGCUCAGGGUCCAACCGUCGGGCCAUAUCAAUCCUACGAAAGGUGCUGUUGUAGCACGCAACACACUGAGAGGUCAGGCGUGAGAGUGGCAAGUGAUUGGCGACAAAGGAAGGGGAUGUACUAAGUCGACCACCCUGAAACUAAUGAAAAUGAAUAUAUAGGUGACGGGACAACUUCCCAGGUCACCUUGGAACUUUGGAAUUAACCCGGCAAUGUUUAAGCACGACACGAUUCGUCGUUGGUUUUUUAAAUUGAUGGUUUCCGCGUUUUUCAAGUCAUUGCAUAUCAGAAUGGCGGUCUGUGUUACCUGCAGUCUCGAUGAUAAUACCAGCGCAGUGUGCCUUGGACGAAGUACGUGACAAUCAUUUGUUCUGUUCGUACUUGAUCAAGUUCAUGCCCCGGGGCAACGUCAGUUCUCUUCGCAAAACAAACUUUCGGCACUCAGCAAAGCAGCGAAUAUUACUGCCAUUCUUCCUCAAGCACCACAGACAGAGGCUAUCUCGUGUUGUGACGUGCGAAGUACAUCAUUUUGUGGCACCUUUACUCCGCGCUUUCUAUGUAUCCAGGGGUGCACCAACACUUGCAUGACGCAUAGUUACCGUCGUCUGGUAUCUGAGACUUGUUUCCCUACUAAGGACGUCGUGGGUCCAUUCUGCAGUUGCAACAGGCUCAUUAAGAAGGAACCCGCAUCCAAAACGGUUCAGUGUGUUGUACACUUCUCGAGGUAUCCGCGCAGGGUCCGAGAAGGUGCGCAAACGGACGAACGCGGCACUACGUAGAAAACUGGGGAUGUAACACAGCAGACGAAGGUAGACGCAGCCAGCUAGGCUUCAUCGCAAUUUGCUUGCGUUUUCUGCACCCUGUCGGUUUUGCCUGGAUUCCUGCCUGUGGUACGGUGAGGAGGACUGCUCAAAUUUCUACGUGGCAACGUCAAUCAUAGUUGUCCUGCCUAGCGAAUCGCGUUUGAGAUCUCCUGGCAGCCGCAACAUACACGACUCAGAGAGGGAAAACACAAUAGGAAUGCUUACAGGUUAGCGCAGCAAUAAAACAGCCGGAAUUUAACCGCGAAUUAUGUUCGAAAUGGUGCAUUUCGACGCCUCCGGAAGGAAGUCAGAGUCGACGCGGGCCGUUCUGCGGCGGUGUCUGGCCAAUUAUUUCCGAAAUUAGAUGCCGACAAAAUCUCUUACAAGUCGUCUCGGACUGAGCAUAAAAAGGACGACUCCCAACACUUGACGAUUACUGAUAAUGACCAAGAUCAAUUUGGCGCGUGAGACCAGCGGAACCGCCUGACGCACGUCAGCAACCCCACGAGUCGUACGAAGCGCAACGCCUCAGGCACGUCGCUUGGAGCUCGAAACAUCGACACUGUUUAUCCUUCCGCAGACAGAAAUUUGGAAAAGGCGCUUUAACCGAAUACCCACAAGUGUGCUCGGUCAAUGCUGUUGCUGGAUCAUUUUGACGGUCUUUUUCUGAAGCACUACAGCCCCUACAGUUACUGGUUCAGGGGAUGCCGUUCCGAGGUGAGGUCACACAUGCGAGGAAAGCCUUCUGGACUCGAGAGUAAAUUUCGCCAGGGAGGAAACCGUUUCGCGCGUUCUGACUCACCAGGAAAGAACGAGACCAGCGAAACAGCGAUGAGCGGGCAUUCGUCUAACUCGCUUACAGCCAACCCCUUGCAAAAUAUAUAUCACAACUGGCUUGCUAGUAUUGCUAAAACUGGCGUAGGCCCUACGAACACAGUGUCAGCAGUAGCGGUUAACCUACCGAUGAUUCGAGAACUUUUUACCAUUCAAUUAGCAAGUCGUUGCCACGUCCGCAACGUGUCAGACAAACUGUCUGCAGUGCUGUGGAGAGGACAUCUCGAACGCAUGUGCCUUUCUCUGCUACUCGCGUAUCGUUCCCACUCAUGCAGAGGUCGUCGCUAUCCUGAAUACCCAGUCUCAGGCUGAGGUUUAGAGAAAGCCCUGUCGCGACCGAGAGUGCCACGCGAGUGCCAGGCGGAAUCCAGCAGAUAGGGUGUUCAACCACAACGUACAUCAAUCACUGGGUACGUAGGAUCGGACCAAAUGAACUUCCUGGCUGAACAUGCCUUUUCUUUGAAACAACACGGCACCGAGCGCAUGCCUCGAGACCUCCCGGCACGGUCCAUCAGGCAAAGUUUGUUGUUUCCUUGACUAGUGCAGGUGGCGCGAAUUCACAAGCAGCAACACCAUAUACGGUUUUCAUUGGCUCCUAUCCUAUUAGACCUUACUACCAGGGUGAUUCUAUGCCAAUACUAAGUAAACAUCCCUGUUCGUGGAUGCACCCACGAAAGGAACCUCUGAACCUGAGGCCCUUUCAAACUGGCGUCUCGUACCUCCGGCCAGAAUCAAGGAAGCAGGGCGUGAGAAAAGUAUCUCUGAACGAAAAACCGGACCAGAUAUCUGUGACAAGCUGUAGGCGAGACUCGUGCGUGAGAGGUCUCUCCCAGUGGAACAGGAUUUCUUGGCACCCUCUUGUUUUCACAGAGACGCUCGCUCACGAGAUUCAGCGAAAAUGCGAGAAAAUCUUCCCGUUCCCACUGUUUGGACUUGGGUAGCGUUCUAGUACACCUCUUGUUCCAGACGCCGCUUUGGCUUUCGGACCUUCAACAGAACACACCGAGCAGCGAGCAUCGAUACUGACAAGGAUGUGCACAGUGCGACAUUGCGCGAACGCGUAAACC
Molecule: messenger RNA, 5445 nt
Organism: Toxoplasma gondii ME49
Lineage: Eukaryota; Apicomplexa; Conoidasida; Eucoccidiorida; Sarcocystidae
Exons: 1
Coding region: 674-2254 (526 amino acids)
Source: RefSeq, a predicted model, not a curated record